AUGGCUAGCGAGCAGGUCUACGGCGUCACGCCGCCAAUCUCCGUCAACCUCCCGACCGAGGCCGAAAAGCGCGCAAGCGAUGCGCUCAAAGACGAGCUUCGGCGCCAAAAGACAUUCGAAAGCCCAUGGCAGGUUCUCGACUCACUGCAGUUGAUUUGCAACGAAUUUGUGAGAAAAGUAGCGGCGGAGAAAGAGCCUAAGAACGAAAUCCUCAUCAAAAACGCCAGGGGCAAGGUGUUCACGUACGGCAGUUUCCGCCUGGGGGUCUUCGGCCCUGGCUCGGAUAUUGACACGCUCAUCGUCGCGCCCAAAUAUGUUACUCGCGAGGAUUAUUUCAAGUACUUCCCGGACCUGUUGGUCUCGAUGGCGCCUGCAGGCGCCAUAACAGACCUGACUGUUGUCACGGAUGCCUUUGUGCCUAUUAUUAAAUUUGAGUAUUCCGAUAUCAGCAUAGAUCUAAUCUUUUCCAGAAUCAUCCAAAAGCAAAUCUCCCCGGAUUUUGCCGACCUCAAAGAUUCCAGCUUAUUGCGCGGUUUAGAUGAAGCUGAAUUGCGAUCUUUGAACGGCACAAGAGUUACAGAUGAGAUUCUUGCUCUUGUUCCUGAGGAGGCCACAUUCAAGCUUGCUCUUCGAGCCAUCAAACUAUGGGCGCAGCGUCGAGCCGUCUACGCGAACAUUAUGGGUUUUCCGGGCGGCGUCGCCUGGGCAAUGUUGGUGGCUCGUGUUUGUCAGCUGUAUCCCAAGGCCGAGACAUCAGUCAUUGUCAACAAGUUCUUUUUGGUGAUUGGUCAAUGGCGAUGGCCGCAGCCUGUACUGCUUAAGCCCAUAGGCAGCGGCCCUCUCCCAGUUCGCGUCUGGAACCCGAAGGUUUACAAAGGCGAUUCAUUCCACCUCAUGCCUGUCAUUACCCCAGCGUAUCCUUCCAUGUGUGCGACAUUCAACAUUACCCGAUCCUCGAUGACCAUCAUUCAGCGCGAGCUGCGACGCGGGCUAGAAAUUUCCGAGGAAAUCAUGGUUGGCAAGAGACCGUGGAGCGACUUGUUUGUCAAGCAUACGUUUUUCACGCAAGGCUACAGAUACUACAUCUCAGUCGUCUCUGCGAGCAAGAACAAAGAAGCGCACAAGGUGUGGUCGGGCUAUGUAGAGUCCAAGGUCCGAAUGCUCGUGCAAAAGCUGGAACAGCAUUCGUCCAUUGCGCUCGCGCAUCCGUUCAACAAAGGAUACGACCGGCGACACCUUUGUAAGAAUGAUCACGAGAUCGAGCAAGUGCAGGAAGGAAGCCUUGAAUUUGUUAUCAAAGAUGAGGGCAAAGACCAAAAGAGCGAAGAAAAGAACCCUAAGCUCGAGGAGAACCAAGAUUCUUCUGCGUCCACCUCCCCAGUCGAGGUCUACACCACCACUCAUUACAUUGGUAUUGAGCUAGAAGAGGGCGCCAAAUCCCUGGAUCUAUCAUAUCAAGUCGAUGAGUUCAAGGUCCUAUGUACCAGUUGGAAGAAGUACGAAGAUGAACUGCGGCCAUUAGUAUCUCUGGGUGUACAGCACGUUCGAAAUUGGCAAAGUUUCAAUCUCCCAGACGACGUCUUUGAAGCCGGAGAAACGAAGCCUCAAAAGAAGAGCGCUAAAGGCCUGGCGAACAAGAAGCGAGGCCCGACAGAGGAUAACACCCCGCCGGCGAAGAGACAGCAAGCUUCAGUUGUAGCUGCUGGUUAA
Messenger RNA from Trichoderma gamsii, 1710 nucleotides. RefSeq names its product Poly(A) polymerase pla1. Gene Ontology annotation, cellular component: nucleus. The transcript has 6 exons. NCBI's taxonomy places the organism in Eukaryota, Fungi, Ascomycota, Sordariomycetes, Hypocreales, Hypocreaceae. Gene Ontology annotation, molecular function: RNA binding; poly(A) RNA polymerase activity. The record is from RefSeq and is a predicted model, not a curated record. Bases 1 to 1710 code for a protein of 569 amino acids.